UUUCCAUUAAAAGAAAAAAGUUGUCGAUGAAGAAGAAGAAGAUGAACAUCCUCCCAGAUAGAUUCGACGAAAAAGUAAAAUACCCACUUUGCUUCCAUCCAUCUAUAACCUCUUGCAAAAUCUCAUAACCCUAAAUAUUCCAUUUUCAAAUCUGGGUAUUUCUAUAUGACCCAUUUGAGGAUAUUUAUAUCAUCAAUCAAAUCAAUGUUGAUAGAGGGAGAUAUGAAUAGGGUUUUGAAGAUCAUGAUGAUGAUUCUUCUCUUCUCCACAUUCAAUCUUGCUGAUUUCACAGUCGGAUUACACUCAAAUAUGAAUGUUGUAGCUUCAACUUCAAUUCCUAGUGUAAUCAACAUUGGAUCUAUCUUCACAUUCGAUUCCACCAUUGGUAAAGUAGCCAAUUUAGCCAUUCAACAAGCUGUUCAUGACAUUAACUCCGAUUCAUCUCUUCUUCCCCAAACCAAACUUGUUCUUCAUGUUGAGAAUUCAAAUUGCAGUGGUUUUAUCGGUCUGGUUGGAGCUCUACAGUUUAUGGAAACUGAAAUCAUUGCAAUUAUUGGUCCUCAAUCUUCCGUUGUAGCUCAUAUGAUAUCUCAUAUCACAACUGAACUUCAUCUUCCUCUAUUGUCAUUUGCUGCUACUGAUCCAACUCUAUCAUCUCUUCAAUUCCCUUACUUUCUUAGAACAACUCACAGUGAUUUCUAUCAAAUGGCUGCCAUUGCAGAUAUUGUUGAUUAUUAUAGCUGGAAACAGGUUAUAGCUAUCUUUGUGGAUGAUGAUUAUGGGAGGAAUGGAAUUGCAGCUCUUGGAGAUUCUAUGGCAGCUAGACGGUGUAAGAUUUCGUAUAAAGUUGGGAUUCCUCCUGGUUCUGGAUUGAAUCGGAGUGAGAUUAUGGAUGUUCUUGUCAAAAUUCAGUUGAUGGAAUCGAGAAUUAUUGUUCUUCAUGUUCAUUCGGAUAUGGGUCUUUUGAUUUUCUCUGUGGCGGAGUAUCUUGAAAUGAUGAUUGAAGGUUACGUUUGGAUUGCCACGGAUUGGCUUUCUUCGGUUAUUGAUUCGAAUCCGACAGUUAAUGUUCCUUUCGAGAAGAUGCAAGGAGUUCUCGUCUUGCGUCAAUAUACUCCGGAGUCUGUUAAGAAGUCGGCGUUUUUGUCUAGAUGGAAGAAAUUGAGUCGGGAUUCUUCUAUCGGGCUUAAUUCAUAUGGGCUCUAUGCUUAUGAUUCUGUUUGGUUGCUUGCGAGGGCUUUGAAUUCGUUUCUCAAUCAGGGCGGAGUUAUUUCGUUUUCGAAGGAUCGUAAUGUACGUUCGGGAGGAGGUCUUAACGUCAAUACGGUUAAGGUUUUCGACGGAGGGCCGGAAUUGAUGAGUUUUAUACUUAAAAGCAAUUUCACAGGUUUAACCGGUUUGGUGAAGUUUGAACCGGAUAGAUCUCUGGUUAAUCCUGCUUAUGAUGUUAUAAAUGUGAUUGGAAAUGGGAUUCGACGUGUCGGGUAUUGGGCGAAUCGAACGGGUUUGUCGACUUUGGCUCCUGAGGAUUCGCGUAGGGUUAAUGGAUCGAAUAUGGACCCGAAAUUGUUAAGCGUUGUAUGGCCGGGGCAAACGACGGAUAAACCGAGGGGAUGGGUUUUUCCAAAUAAUGGGAAGUUAUUGCGGAUUGGGGUGCCGAGAAGGGCGAGUUAUCGCGAAUUUGUGUCGCAAGUAAAGGGAACUAAUAAUUUUAAAGGAUUUUGUAUUGAUGUCUUUCAGGCUGCUGUUAAUCUUCUACCUUAUGCUGUUCCUUAUCAGUUCAUUCCUUUUGGGAAUGGAAAUGAAAAUCCUAAUUAUAGGGAAUUAGUCAAUUUGGUGGCAACUGGUUAUUUUGAUGGUGCUGUUGGAGAUAUUGCUAUUGUUACAAAUAGGACAAAGAUUGUGGAUUUUACUCAACCGUUUGCUGCAUCGGGUCUUGUUGUGAUGACCUCGUUUAAGAAACAAAACUCGGGAGCUUGGGCUUUUCUUCGACCCUUCUCUCCGUUGAUGUGGGCUGUGACCGCGUCGUUCUUCCUUCUUGUCGGUGCUGUUAUAUGGAUUUUGGAGCAUAGGUUGAACGACGAAUUUCGUGGACCGCCUAGGAAACAGUUUAUAACUAUCUUAUGGUUUAGUCUAUCGACUCUCUUCUUUGCUCAUAGGGAGAGCACGGUGAGCACACUUGGACGAGGAGUGUUGCUUAUUUGGCUUUUUGUGGUUUUGAUAAUCAACUCGAGUUAUACAGCAAGUUUAACGUCAAUCCUGACUGUUCAACAAAUGAAUUCUCCGAUAAAAGGAGUCGAUGACUUAAAAACGAGCAAUGAUCGAAUAGGUUACCAAGUUGGCUCGUUUGCAGAACAUUACUUAACAGAGGAAAUUGGUAUACCGAAAUCUAGGCUCGUCGUGCUAGGAACACCGGAGGAGUACGCAAGAGCGUUACAACUAGGUCCUGAUAAUGGAGGCGUCAUUGCUGUUGUCGAUGAACGUCCUUACAUUGAGCUUUUCUUAUCGACCCAUUGUAAGUUCAGAACUGUCGGACAAGAAUUCACCAAAAGUGGCUGGGGCUUUGCAUUUCCUCGAGACUCUGCAUUGGCGGUUGACAUAUCAACAGCGAUUCUAACAUUAUCUGAGAACGGCGAUCUACAAAGAAUCCACGACAAGUGGUUGUCGAUGAGCAGUUGUAGCUUAGACGAAACAGAACUUGAAUCAGAUCAACUUCAUCUUUCCAGCUUUGUGGGGCUGUUUCUUAUCUGCGGGAUUGUUUGUUUAAUCGCGUUGAUAAUCUACUUUGGGCAGCUGUACAGACGGUAUCGAAGUGAAAGACAGGAAGAAGAUAAUACCUCCGAUGAUGGAGGGUCAACGAGUGUUGGUAGGAGGUCUAAACGGCUUCAGAGGUUGCUUUCAUUGAUGGAUGAGAAGAAAGGUAGGUCAGAUGGAGAGAAGAGGAAAGCAGUUGAAGAGGGAAAGAGAUGCAAAGAGGAGACAAAUUGACAUGUAGAAAUAAAGUUGUUAGGUCAAGUGUUGAUUAUUGUUGGAAGAGUUUACAUGAAUAAUCUAACUAUGAUAUAUAUAAGUCACAAUUGAAGUAAAAACCAAAAUAUAUUAUUAUCUAGUAGUAUCAAAGUAAGUAGUUU
Impatiens glandulifera is the source of this 3131-nucleotide messenger RNA. Its product is annotated as glutamate receptor 3.3-like. Gene Ontology annotation, cellular component: plasma membrane. The coding region runs from base 166 to 2988 and encodes 940 amino acids. Lineage: Eukaryota; Viridiplantae; Streptophyta; Magnoliopsida; Ericales; Balsaminaceae. The record is from RefSeq and is a predicted model, not a curated record. Gene Ontology annotation, molecular function: glutamate-gated receptor activity. The transcript has 5 exons.